AUGGACGACGAUUCCUUCAGAGCCUUCCUGACCGGGAUCUUGAGUGUAGCGGUUUGUCUCAUAUUGCCAGCGUAUAUUGCCUAUUCUUCUCGUGAAGUGCCAAAGAAGACUGUCGUCAAAGAGAAAUCGAAUUCUGUUAGUGAAGGAGAAUCAUCAUCAUCAUCAUCAUCCAAAGCAGCAGAACGAUCCGUAAGCGACACCAAAAAACCAAGCAGCAACAGUAACAACAACAAAGAGAGUUUCAACAAAAUGUCAGAAGAACAAGUCACCCAAGGCCGUCGUGCCACAGAGGCUCAAGGUCCGUCCAUGGACAUGAAUAAGAAACAAAUUGGCGGAGAUUCCUUUGUCCAACGUACCAAGAAUCCCGAAUGGUUGAAGACUCGCAAUGACAUUAUUGAAAAGAUCAAGGCCCGCCGUGCCGAGGAAUUUUCCUCCAAGAAACCAGUGGACAUCACCGUCACCAUGCCGGACGGAAAUGUAUUGGACAAGCAAAAGGAUGGAACCCCCUUUCAAGCCUGGAAGACUUCGCCUUACGAUGUGGCAGUCGCCAUUAGUCAAGGAUUGGCGGAUGCUUCCAUCGUCGCGAGAGUCACCUACGAAAAAUAUGUGGACGAUUACGAUGCCGUCCAAGACGGGAGUGCCGGAGCGGAUAUCAUGGAAUUGGAAGAAGGACAUGAAGAAGAGGACACCAGCUCGGAAGACAAAUCCAUGCUGUGGGACAUGACUCGACCGUUGGUGGGACCUGUUUCCAAAUUGGAAUUCCUCAAGUUUGACGAUCGUGAUGCCAAAAAUGUCUUUUGGCAUUCGUCUUCCCAUAUCAUGGGAGAAGCCUUGGAACGUCUCUUUGGUAACAAGCUCACAGUUGGACCUCCUCUGGCCAAUGGCUUCUUUUACGAUUCUUACAUGGGCAAGGAUAAUCUUCGAGAAGAUGAUUACAAGUCAGUGGAACAAGAAGUUGGCAAGAUCGCCAAACAGAAGCAAAAAUUCGAACGUGUGGUCAUUACCAAGGACGAGGCAUUGGAACUCUUUGCCGACAAUCCCUUCAAGGUGCAAAUUUUGACCAACAAGGUUCCGGAUGGGAGUCGCACCACCAUUUACAGAUGCGGAGACUUGAUUGAUUUGUGUCGGGGUCCUCACAUUGCCCACACUGGAAAGGUCAAGGCCUUUGCGGCCACUCAAAUCUCGGCUACCAACUGGUUGGGGGAUACCGACAAUGAUUCGCUUCAACGAAUUUACGGUAUUUCCUUCCCGGACAAGAAACAACUAAAGGUUUGGAAGGAGAAUAUGGAAAAGGCCAAAGAACGUGAUCACAGACGCAUCAUGGCCAAGCAAGAGCUGGUCUUUUUCCACGAACUAUCUCCCGGAAGCGCCUUUUGGCUUCCACACGGAAAUCGUAUCUACCAAAAGCUCAUUGAAUUCAUCCGAAAACAAUACUGGGACCGUGGAUACGAUGAAGUCACCACACCAAACAUGUUCAACCUCGACCUGUGGCACAAAUCUGGUCACGCCAUGCAUUACAAGGACAAUAUGUUCUGCUUUGACGUCGAAGGACAAGAAUUUGCCAUGAAACCCAUGAAUUGUCCCGGUCACUGUCUCAUGUUUGACAGCCGGAUUCGAUCCUACCGUGAUUUGCCACUCCGAUUGGCCGAUUUUGGCGUCCUGCACCGCAACGAGCUUUCGGGGGCCUUGACUGGACUCACCCGGGUCCGGCGGUUUGCCCAAGACGAUGCCCAUUUGUUCUGUCGGGAGGAUCAAAUCACAGACGAGGUCAAGGCGGCUUUGGAAUUCAUGAAGUUUGUGUAUGAUAUCUUUGGCAUGACUUACAAGUUGGAACUUUCCACUCGGCCGAAGAAGGCUCUGGGUGAAAAGGAACUCUGGGACAAGGCAGAAGCGUCCCUGGCACUUGCCAUGGAUGAAUUUGCUGGAAAAGGAAACUGGAGAGUCAACCCUGGCGAUGGAGCCUUUUAUGGUCCCAAGAUUGAUAUCAAGGUCAUGGAUGCCAUGGAGCGUAUUCACCAAUGUGCUACCAUCCAAUUGGAUUUCCAACUCCCAAUCCGGUUUGAUUUGAAAUAUACCACAGAUAGCAAGGAAGAAGGAAAGCAAUUUGCGAGACCAGUCAUGGUUCACAGAGCCAUGCUGGGAAGUGUGGAACGUAUGUUCGCAGUUUUGUGUGAACACUGGGGAGGCAAGUGGCCUUUGUGGUGCAGUCCAAGACAGCUCAUGAUUGUCCCUGUCCAUGCGCGAUUCAACGACUAUUGCGAGACUGUACGAGCCAAGUUCCACAAGGCUGGCUUUUACGUGGAUGUCGAUACCUCCAAGAACACAUUCCAAAAGAAGGUUCGUUCAGCCCAACUAGCGCAAUACAACUACCAACUUGUUGUGGGAGAAACUGAAGAGACCAACCAAAGUGUGAACGUUCGUAAUCGUGACAACGAGGUCGAAGGUGAGAUCAAGGUUGAUGAACUGGUGGAGAAACUCUUGACUGCUGUAGCGGAAUUCAAAUAA
This is a messenger RNA of Cylindrotheca closterium, 2505 nucleotides long. The record is from the annotation of a GenBank genome assembly. NCBI's taxonomy places the organism in Eukaryota, Bacillariophyta, Bacillariophyceae, Bacillariales, Bacillariaceae.